This is a messenger RNA of Fusarium redolens, 2067 nucleotides long. Its product is annotated as heterokaryon incompatibility protein-domain-containing protein. The record is from RefSeq and is a predicted model, not a curated record. Bases 1 to 2067 code for a protein of 688 amino acids. The transcript has 2 exons. Lineage: Eukaryota; Fungi; Ascomycota; Sordariomycetes; Hypocreales; Nectriaceae.
AUGCCUGUCUGCGGCCCCUGUCACGAUGCUAUUUGCGAAAUCUACCCUAAGGUGAGAGACAUUUAUCCCAAACGGGAAACUACCACGACCUACGCUCCAUUCGACGCAGGCGCUGAGGUAAAAUGCUGGAUCUGCGUCAAACACGCCGUUUUCCUGGAGGAACACUACCCCGCAGUCUAUCAGCGAUGGCUUAAGCAUGAACUGGUAACCACACUUCAAGUUGAAUCUGCUUACCUUGAGCAAGAAGCAAAGCCAAGGACUCGCAGAAGCCCGUCUGAAGAGCCCUUGCCACCUGACAGUCGCGGUCGUCAAAACAUGGAGGUCCGUCAGUUGAUCAUGUCUCGGAAUCACAGAGGCGGCAAAGGGUCAGGUUGUCUCAUAGAGGUCAAGUUUUACAGGCAAGGAGAAGUCCCAGAGACAAAGUCACAUGUGGAGGGGAUCGCCUCAAACCUUAUAAAUAUUCCUCAGAUCCAAGAUUGGAUCAGCAAUUGCAGACAACUACAUGCAGCAUGCUGCCCUUACCUGGGUGCAGCCUGGUAUCCCACUCGUCUGCUAGACUUGACUGGAAAUGGAGACAUGAUAAAUGUGAUUCUCACCCAAGAAGACAGACCCGUCGGACCGUAUAUGACACUGAGCCAUCGGUGGAGCAACUAUCAAUAUGAGAAGCUCACUUCUCAAUCGCUCAGUCGGUUCAGGCGCUGUAUAGAUACAUCUUGCCUACCACGGAUAUUCCAGCAAGCAAUUGAGGUCACAAAGUCACUGCAGAUUCGAUAUCUUUGGAUUGACUCACUAUGCAUUCUGCAAGAUACCGCCUGUGGGGACUGGGAGGUGGAAGCCUUGAAGAUGGGCGACGUCUAUGCAAAUUCAUAUCUGAACUUGUCGGCUUCAUAUGCGACUAACGAGGAAAAAAACCCAUCGAUUUUCUCCCCUGAGCCCUGGAAUCACGUCCUCCCCUCAGAACUCCAUUUGCUGGAUGACAAAGAACUGCGCAGUAACAUCUUUGUUGAUGGAUACUUAUGGAGUGAUGAGGUCCACGAGUCACCAUUGAUGGAACGUGGCUGGGUCUUCCAGGAGCGAUUCCUAGCACCACGCGUACUUCACUUUGGGAUGCGGCAACUUGCUUGGGAAUGUAACGAAGGAGGUGCACUUGAAAUGUUUCCGACCGGCCUACCACCACGUUUUGAGGAUAACUACAAAAAGGAUGUAUGUUGGCCUAUCAUGAAACCGAUGAACGUAUCCAGUUCAGAAGAGUUUUGCAGUCGCUGGCACGAGGUCGCAACUAGUUACUCGGCCUGUCACCUCACAUUCAAUACGGAUAAGCUUGUUGCUUUUGCCGGGAUUGCUAAGAUAGUCCAGUCCGCAAGGAGUGAUGAGUAUAUCGCAGGGACGUGGAAGAGCACUAUCAUAGCCGAUCUUGCGUGGUGGGUCUAUAAAGCCGACGGUGGUUUGUCUUCCGGCAAUCGAGCCGCUUACUGUGCGCCCAGCUGGUCAUGGCUUUCCUCGGAUAGGCAGAUAUGCUUCCACCCGUACCCAUCAGCACACCACAAACCAGAGUACUUCUGUCGCGUCCUGAAAGCUCCGGCAAGAGAGGAAGCCGGGGUUUCGGUGCUUAGUGCAAGCGGUAUUCUUGAGCUGCAAGGGAUGGUUCUUCCUGUUGAUUCUCUCGGAUGGUUCAAGAAGGAUAUCACAUCCUUCAAGAUAGGCUAUUUCCAGUUCGAUAACUGUGAAGGACCAGAAAGCACCAACUUCGAUUAUGAUGGGUCCAAAGCAGACAUCAAGAGUCUUGUGUCUCAACAGCAGCUUUAUAUGCUUCCCCUCUACGCAACUGGGAGACUGGUGGUUGGUAUUUUGGUCUCAAACCUGUUCACUAACCCAGGCUGGCGCAGAGUGGGUGCGGUAAGCAUCCAGUAUCAAAACAUUCCACCAGAACGCCAUGCUUCCCCUCCCAAUGGCUGGGUAGAGAUUCCUAAUUCGGCUUGGGUGAUCCAUAUUGAUGGGUAUAAGCUUUAUAAUGAUAUCUCUACAGCAUUUCAAGCAGAGAAGGUCACUAGUAUAAAGCUAGUAUAA